This is a messenger RNA of Osmerus eperlanus (European smelt), 1759 nucleotides long. It is a transcript of the gene hspa13, whose product is annotated as heat shock protein 70 family, member 13. NCBI's taxonomy places the organism in Eukaryota, Metazoa, Chordata, Actinopteri, Osmeriformes, Osmeridae. Gene Ontology annotation, molecular function: ATP-dependent protein folding chaperone; ATP binding. Bases 148 to 1476 code for a protein of 442 amino acids. The transcript is spliced from 5 exons. The record is from RefSeq and is a predicted model, not a curated record. Gene Ontology annotation, cellular component: cytosol; cytoplasm; plasma membrane.
CUGAAUGUAACGUAGACGUGUUGUUCGUGGUUAAUCAACAAAACCGGUAAAACGCAGAUGCUGUAGCUUUCAAUAGUUAAAUAUUGAGUUGCCUCUGGUUUUGAUUGAGAACAUAUCUAUUUUUCUCUUGGUAGUAAGUAUUUGGCAAUGGCAGGAGAAAUGUCAAUUUUCGGGGGCACUAUUUUGGCUCUGUUCCUUGCAGGCUAUCUGGGUCAACAGUACCUGCCUCCCCCAAAGCCCAGGGUGAUUGGUCUGGAUCUGGGGACCACCUUCUGUUCAGUGGGGGUUUUCCACCCGGGCACAGGGGAGGUGGAAGUGAUUGGAGAUGAAGAGGGAAGGAAGAGCAUACCCAGUGCUGUGUCCUUCACUACUACUGAGGUACUAGUGGGCCAUGAUGCCCAGGACCUGGCUGACAGUAAUCCUCAAAACACCAUCUAUGAUGCCAAAAGGUUCAUUGGGAAGCUGUUCGAACAGGAGCUCCUAGAGCAGGAAAGUGCUCGAUACCCGUUCAAGGUGAUAAACAACAAUGGUAGUGCUGAGUUUCUGGUCUCCACCAACCAAACCUUUACGGUGACCCCGGAGUUCAUUGGGUCUCGGCUCCUGCUAAAGAUGAAGAAGAUGGCAGAACGACAUCUGGGAGUGCCCAUUCAGAGGGCAGUCAUAUCUGUGCCAGCAGAGUUUGACGAAAGGCAAAGAAAUUACACUAUCCGGGCUGCUAAUCUAGCUGGGCUGGAGAUUCUCCGAGUUAUCAAUGAGCCUACGGCUGCAGCGAUGGCCUAUGGGCUGCACAAGGUGGACGUGUUCAACGUGCUGGUUGUUGACCUGGGAGGAGGCACUCUAGAUGUUUCUCUGCUCAACAAACAGGGGGGCAUGUUCCUCACUAGAGCCAUGGCAGGUAACAACAAGCUAGGAGGCCAGGACUUCAGCCAGAGGCUCCUCCAGUACACCAUGGAACAAGUCCACCAGCAGUAUGGCCUCCCCCCCACCCUCAAAGAGGACAUCCACCGCCUCCGACAGACUGUGGAAGCGGCCAAACUCAACCUCACCCUGCAGCCAAGCGUCCAGCUCCAGGUACCCCUCCACCUGGAUGCCCCCGAGAGCCUGGAGGUUCCCCAAGGCUCCACUAAAGGACCAGUGCUUUUCCAAGCCGUCGUCACCCGCGAGCUGUUCGAGGAGCUCAAUGCUGAUCUCUUCCGGAAGAUUCUGGACCCUGUCGAGACAGUGCUGGCUGAGGGCCACCUUGGGAAGGAGGAGGUGGACGAGAUCGUCCUGGUCGGGGGUUCCACCAGGAUUCCACGGAUCAGGAGGCUGAUCAGUGAAUAUUUUGGGAAGGAGCCCAAUACGUCUGUGGACCCAGACCUGGCCGUAGUGACUGGGGUGGCCAUCCAGGCAGGCAUCAUGGGGGGCUCCUGGCCCCUGCAAGUCAGCGCCAUAGAAAUACCCAACAGACUACUGCGCAAGACGAACUUCAACUGACAGCAUCGCUUGCUGCAGGGAAAGAUGGACUUGUUAAAAUCAUGUUAAAAUGAUGGUCUGCUGUUCAACUGACCAUGCUUCUCCAUAUGACUAAUUGUUUGCCGAGUUAACAUCUCCAGCUUUAUUGGGUACUGAAAUGUCAUGGCCCCUUUUGAAGCUUGGAUACUGGAGAACACCAUCUCAUGUUGUAUUGAUUGUUAUAGAAGAUUUCAGUCGUGUUAAAUUCAGGGAACAAUAUUUUUCAAAUGAGGCCAGCCAAUACACAUGCUAUUUUAUUACCAUU